Messenger RNA from Fusarium odoratissimum NRRL 54006, 144 nucleotides. RefSeq lists its product as uncharacterized. The record is from RefSeq and is a predicted model, not a curated record. The coding region runs from base 1 to 144 and encodes 47 amino acids. NCBI's taxonomy places the organism in Eukaryota, Fungi, Ascomycota, Sordariomycetes, Hypocreales, Nectriaceae. The transcript has a single exon.
AUGAGUCUCGGUAUCUGGCCUGAAGAGCUCGAUGCCGAAACCAUCGUCAAUGGCAAGAUGGUAUAUAUUGGUUGCCAGGCUCUCGAUACCUACAACGAAGCCAUUACCAAACUCCGUUACCUAGUAUCCGGGGACUUGACUUAG